Messenger RNA from Mollisia scopiformis, 741 nucleotides. RefSeq lists its product as uncharacterized. The coding region runs from base 1 to 741 and encodes 246 amino acids. Lineage: Eukaryota; Fungi; Ascomycota; Leotiomycetes; Helotiales; Mollisiaceae. The transcript has a single exon. The record is from RefSeq and is a predicted model, not a curated record.
AUGUGCAUCGAAAUCCACUACAUCUACAAGCACUGCGGCUGCAUCUCGCGAACCGGCCACUACACGUGCUUCUCGGCCACGCAAGCGCAGCACGAAUGGUCGCCGCUGUGUCCGCGGUUCAAGCGCACGACGCAGACGGCGCGGCUGGGCGAGAAGACGUGUCUUAAGCAUGUGGGACGCGUGUUGAGGGUUGUUACGCCGGAGGGGCUGGAGUUUGAGGAUGCGGAUGCGGAUGAGGAUGAUAAGGAGUUGGAGAAGAGGAUGGGGGUCCUGGUUUUGGGGGACGAGAAUGGGGAUGGGGAGAGGGUUGAGGGGGAGGAGGGUGCGGUUGCGGAUGCGGUUGCGGGUGUGGUUAGGGAUUUGGUGAAGGGGGCUAUGGAGGGUGCUUUCGAGGGGGAGAGUAGCGAUGAGAGCAGUGGGAGUGAGGGGGAGAUGGAGGAGGUUGAGAGGGGGUAUGAGGCUGAUACUGAGGCGACGAGCGAGGUUCUUGGUCGGGGCCUUUUGGUCAAUGGCCAGGCCGAUGAGGUCAAUGUCAACGGUCAGGUCAAUCAGGUCGAUGACCUAGUCAACGAUCACGCCAAUGGUUCCGCGAAUCCUCCUGCCAAUGGUCAAAUCAACGAUCAAGCCAAUGUCGACCUGCAACCCCGCGGAUUGAGGCUAUUGAGACAUGUCGGUGGACACAUCAACGGAAUCACAGACAAAGAACUACCGGCCUUACCAUCAGAGGACGAGAAGAUGUGA